UUGACGUCGGCGUUGUCAAGUAAAAAGUAAAUAAAUAAUAAAUAAUAAUUUACUGUGAAUUUACAUUUUACAUAAAUCAUUCUUUGUUGGGAUUUGGGAAUAAUUAUUUUAUUUAAUUUAUAUCUUAGCUAUGGAUUUUAAAAUUGAAAUUAAAAAAGAAUUUGUUGAAUAUACAGAAAGCCAGAUAUGCACAUCAAUAGAUCAGAGAGAUUUGAAAAAUGAACUAGAGGAAGAAUACUCAGAUAAGAUAGGUCCGGAAGUAAAAGUAAAAAUUAAGGAAGAGUUGGUAGAAUGUGACCAAGGGCAUCUAGAGAGUCAGCUAUCCACUUCCAUGGAUCUUGAAGAAUUAAAAAGUGAACUAGAUGAAGAUAACUCCGAAAACAACAUUCGACCCAAGUAUCAAAGAACUUCAACCAGAAACAGCUGGAGUGAGACAAGUAUGGCCGAGGCUGUUCGCAAAGUACUAGAUGGAACUAUGGGUUUCAAGAGAGCAGCCAACUCCUACGGAGUUCCAAAAUCUACGCUAGAAAGGAAAGUCAAAAAAGCUCAUACAAAUGCAUUGGCACCUGAAGCGGCAGCAGUGAAAAAGUUGGGAAGAUAUGAGACAGUGUUCAAUGCUGAACAAGAAAAACAGCUUGUUGAGCAUGCUUUGACUCUAAAAGAGAGGUUACUUGGCAUAACUCUAACUGACAUACGAAUGCUGGCGUUUGAGUUAGCUGAGAGAAACAAUAUUAAACAUAAAUUUAACACAGAAAAAAGAAUGGCUGGAAAGUUUUGGUUGUAUUCGUUUCUUCGCAGACAUAAGGAACUUAGCUUCCGAAAUCCAGAACCCACGAAGGUGACCCGAGCAAAAGGGAUCGAUCGCACUGUAGUUAACACGUUAAUCACCAGUUAACACGUUAAUCGCCACGCGGCAUUCACAGUGUGCUGCACUAGAAAAUUCACAGCAGUUAUGCCGCAUGUCGUUCCAAUGUAUUUUGUUUCGUGUGAUUUUUAUCAUACCGCGGUUGCUAUACAUUUAUAUUGGAGUAAUAAAUAUGUGGCCUGGCAGACAUAAGUCGCUCACUUCCCCAGAAUUUCAAGUUUCGGUUACAAAAACUCAGUAUACAUGCGGAUAUGUUUCUUUUUUUCCUAUAUCGUAAGAAAAUUGUAUAUGAUUUGAAUGUUUGUGUAUUAGAAAAAACCAAACACAUUCUAUAUAUAAUCAUCUUCGAGUUUUCGCCCCAUAAAUUGCCAUAUUGCCAUGAAAUGAAAAAACGUUGUUCUUCCUCAUAACUUAUUUUUCAACUCUCUAUAGCACUAUGACAACUACACACGCCGAAAAUACGAUUACAAAUGAUCAAACAGUGUAAAAUGUAACAUGGAAAUCCACGAAUAGACAGGUUGUAACAGAAAAGUGCGGCACUUGCCGCAUGGCAAGUCAAGAAAAAUAUUUCUUUAGGUUCUGUUGCACUUAAGCUGUGCCGCAACAAAAAACAGUAAACAAUGUUUUAUUGGUAAAAUAUUAGUUGCGUUCGAGGGUACCUGAUUUUGUCAGAAAAUUGGAUAAAUUGUCAGAAAACGCAUGCGCACUUUAAAAUAAUAUAAAUAUUAUCGUUAAUAGAUAAAUAUACAAGGUAUAUUUACCCAGUAUAAUUUAAUAAUUAGUUAUUAAUAUUAAUUAAAUGUAAAUAUACCUUGUAUAUUUAUCUAUUAACGGUAUUAUUUAUAUUAAGUGAGGUUAGAAAUUGUCAGCGACAAUUUGUCAACUGUACCCGCGAACGCACUUAAUACUGCAACUUCUCUGAAAUAUAUUUAGACAACUAAAUAUUGGUGUGGAUUUAAAAAAUCGCGAGGUGGCCUGGGGGAUUAUUUUUUUUUAGUUAACUGGCGAUUAACGUGUUGGGUCAACCUGUGGACUACUCUUGUAAAUUCAAAAAGAAAUAUCUUAUAAAAGGUACGCUGCAUUUCAGUAGAAAGUUCAUUUUUGUUUGUAAUUUGUAAUUUUUAUAUUUUUGCGAAAUUUUGGAAUGUGUUUAAUACGUAGAACAAAUCUAACAUUUGUAAAAGGAAGUUUUUGUUUUUAUGUGAUUCAGAGUUGGACCACCAUCUCCUGAUAGCUAUUGCUGCCUCUCAGGCAUCCUCGGUGGAGCCAUGCAGUCACAACUCUGAAUCAAACAUUAACAAGCCUGCCGUAUUUAAGGGAAAUCACCGCGAUGCAAUAAUUCCACAUUUGAGACGCAAAACAGCGACAUCUCUCGUAAAACGAGGAAGACGAAAAGCCCUAGAUACCAAGUUUACUACAAUUAAACAAUGAAAAUAACUGAAAUAAAAAUAAUAAACAAUAUUUUAAACCUAAGACUUUUCGUUAAGAAACUGCUUUCUGGCUGCAUACCGUAUCUCUGGCUAUUACAAUGUACAGUGUGUCCAAUUAAGUCGGCAUCAUAUGGGAAACUUUUUUAUUCUUCGUUUUAUGAAAAAGUUAUUUUUUAUAAAAAGUUGUGCAUGGUCUAAAACUUACAAUACAACCAUCAGAUAUCAAAUUUUAUUAAUAUUAUACGAGGUAUGUCAAAAAAUAUGAAUUUCGCUCAAGAGUAAAGUAGCUCUAUUUUUCACAAUAUUGAAAAUUGUUAAUAUGAAAAGUUGUUUGGAAUUAAGAACCAUAUUCUAAUAUGCAAUUUCAUCAUUCUAAUUGAAAAAUUUUUUUUAGAAUUUUUCUUAAAUUACGAAUAACCAACAUUAUUUUCAGUUGUUUCAAUUAUGAUAACUCUUUUAUUAUUAAUUUUACGAAAAAAGUUAUUCUUUAUAAAAUGUUCUGCAUGAUCUAAAACCUAAAAUACAACCAUCUUUUUUCCAGUUUUAUCAAUUUUAUACAUGGUUUGUCAAAAUAUAUGAAUUUCGAUCAAAAGUAAAUAAAAGUACCUUUUUUUUCACAAUAUUGAAAGUUGUUAUAAAAACUUGUUUAGAAUUAAAAUCUAUGUUCCAAUAUGUACAGUGGAACCCCGAUAAGUCGGCUCCCGAUAACCCGGAAGUCUGGCUAACCCGGACCGAUUUUCAUCAGACAAACAUUUCAACAAUAAAAAUGUAUGUAAUAUAAUAUUUGAGAGAUAAUGUGUAUUUGUGUAAUUUGAACUAUACGAUAGUAAAAAUGACUCAUGGCACACGGCGCGCGGCGGCAGAGCGACGUUCAUUGUCUCGGAUUAUCGGAAACAACAGGCACCUGUAUUCCUUUAUUUAUUUCAAACUGUCUUAGCAUUGUUAAAAAAAAAUAAAAGACUAUUUAAACAAUUAUUUUUUUAAACAAUGGUCUUAGUCUAUACUGUUCACCGUAUACCGUAUUUUAUUCAUUUUUACCAUAUUCUCCGGCUAACCCGGAUUUUCGGUAACCCGGAUCGGCCGCGGUCCCUAUCCGAGUUAUCGAGGUUCCACUGUAAUUACAUCGUUCUAAUUGAAAUAUUCUGAACUCUAAAAGUACUGUACUCUUGAUCGAAAUUCAUCUUUUUUCACAUACCUCGUAUAAUAGUCAUAAAAUUUGAUAUCUGAUUGUUGUAUUUUAAGUUUUAGACCAUACACAACUUUUUAUAAAGAAUAACCUUUGUCCAUAAAACUAAGAAUAAAAAAGUUUUCCAUAUGAUGCCGACUUAAUUGAACUGGUAUAAGCACAGAGACGACGAAUAUAGAAGAAAGCAAAUAAAGGACACGGUCACGUAUUUACCUUCUUUACAUUUGUGUUUAAUAAAGAUUUGAGUUCUGUACAAAUAGUUUCUCAUGAAUUUUGGUGUAAAAUAAUGAGGGAAGCAGGAAUUCAACAAUUUAGAAUUUCCCAUUGAGUUUUCUAUGUCCCGUUUGACGAUUCACCACUCGGUAUACUGUUACUGUGGACAGUUUCCUGUAUAUAAUUUUAGAUGUAGGUAGUAAAUUUAAAUGUAUAUAGGUAGCAAUUAUUAUUUAAUUGAAGUGUUAUCUACUGAAUAAAUUAGCUGUCAUGUGCUAAAUAAAUAAAAAAAUGCAUUUUUUGUCAGA
Diabrotica virgifera virgifera (western corn rootworm) is the source of this 4002-nucleotide messenger RNA. Its product is annotated as zinc finger protein 28-like. Lineage: Eukaryota; Metazoa; Arthropoda; Insecta; Coleoptera; Chrysomelidae. The record is from RefSeq and is a predicted model, not a curated record. Bases 131 to 895 code for a protein of 254 amino acids. The transcript has 3 exons. Gene Ontology annotation, molecular function: RNA polymerase II cis-regulatory region sequence-specific DNA binding; DNA-binding transcription factor activity, RNA polymerase II-specific. Gene Ontology annotation, biological process: regulation of DNA-templated transcription.